Messenger RNA from Purpureocillium lilacinum, 2631 nucleotides. RefSeq names its product karyopherin beta. NCBI's taxonomy places the organism in Eukaryota, Fungi, Ascomycota, Sordariomycetes, Hypocreales, Ophiocordycipitaceae. Gene Ontology annotation, molecular function: small GTPase binding; nuclear import signal receptor activity. The record is from RefSeq and is a predicted model, not a curated record. Gene Ontology annotation, biological process: protein import into nucleus. Gene Ontology annotation, cellular component: cytoplasm; nucleus.
AUGUCGAGCUCAGAGAUUAAUCAGGUGCUCGCCAACUCGCUGUCUCCGGACGCGAACCUGCGAAACGCCGCCGAGCAGCAACUCCACCAAGCCUCCGAGAGCAAUUUCCCCCUUUACCUCGCGACUCUCGUCCAAGAACUAGCAAACGAGCAGGCCGAGAGCUCCAUCCGAGCCGCGGCCGGUAUUGCCCUCAAGAACGCCUUCACAGCCAGAGAUUUCGCCCGCCACCAAGAGCUGCAGGCGAAAUGGCUGCAACAAACGGACGACGAUACCAAGAGGCGCGUCAAGGAGCUGACGCUGCAGACGCUCUCCUCUUCGAGCGCCCAGGCCGGCACCGCCGCCGCCCAGGUCGUCUCCUCCAUCGCCGCCAUCGAGCUGCCCCGCAACCAAUGGAAUGACCUGAUGCCUUUCCUCGUCAAGAAUGUCAGCGAGGGCGCCGACCACCAGAAGCAGGCAUCCCUCACCACCAUUGGCUACAUCUGCGAGAGCCAGGACUCGGAGCUGCGCCUGGCCCUCGUGGCUCACUCCAACGCCAUCCUCACGGCCGUCGUGCAGGGUGCCCGCAAGGAAGAGACCAACCCCGAGGUCCGCCUUGCCGCCAUCACAGCGCUCGGCGACUCUCUCGAGUUUGUCGCCAACAACUUCAAGCACGAGGGCGAGCGAAACUACAUCAUGCAGGUCGUCUGCGAGGCCACUCAGGCCGACGACUCCCGCAUCCAGCAGGGCGCCUUUGGCUGCCUCAACCGCAUCAUGAACCUGUACUACGACAACAUGCGUUAUUAUAUGGAGAAGGCCCUCUUUGGCCUCACCAUCCUCGGCAUGAAGUCGGACGACGAGGACGUGGCAAAGCUCGCCGUCGAGUUCUGGAGCACCGUCUGCGAGGAGGAACUCUCCAUCGAGGACGACAACUCCCAAGUGGAAAGUGCCGAUCAGAUGCGCCCAUUCUUCAACUUCGCCCGCGUCGCCGCCAACGAAGUCGUCCCCGUGCUCCUCAUGCUGCUUACGAAGCAGGACGAGGACGCCACCGACGACGAGUACAACCUGUCUCGCGCCGCGUACCAGUGCCUGCAGCUGUACUCCCAGGCAGUCGGCGCCAGCAUCAUUGCGCCCGUGCUUCAGUUUGUCGAGGCCAACUUGCGCCACGAGGACUGGCACAACCGAGACGCCGCUGUGUCGGCCUUCGGCGCCAUCAUGGAGGGUCCUGACGAGAAGGUCUUGGACCCCAUCGUUAAGCAGGCUCUUCCUAUCCUGAUCUCCAUGAUGGAGGAUCAGUCACUCCAGGUCAAGGACUCGACCGCCUAUGCUCUCGGCCGCGUUACCGAGGCCUGCUCUGAGGCCAUUGACCCCAACCAGCAUCUCCCGACCCUAAUUGAGUCCCUCUUCAAGGGCCUCCUGAGCAACGCAAAGAUGGCUCCUUCCUGCUGCUGGGCUCUGAUGAACCUUGCCGAGCGCUUCGCCGGCGACAUCGGCUCCGCCGCGAACCCCAUCACGCCUCACUUCAACCAGGCUGUUAGCUCUCUGCUUGAUGUCACUGGUCGACAGGAGGUCGAUACUUCAGUCCGGACGGCGGCCUACGAGGUUCUCAAUGUCUUUGUUCAGAAUGCCGCCACCGAGAGCCUUCAGGCGGUUGCCUCCCUGUCCGAGGUCAUCCUCAAGCGACUGGAGGAGACUGUGCCGCUUCAGUCCCAGGUUGUCAGUGUCGAAGACAAGAUUACCCUCGAGGAGAUGCAAAACAGUCUGUGUACCGUCCUGCAGGCCAUUAUCCUGCGUCUCGACAAGGAGAUUGCUCCUCAAGGAGACCGCAUUAUGCAGAUUCUCCUGCAAAUUCUCAGCACUGUGGGAGGAAAGUCGAGCGUCCCCGAGGCGGUCUUUGCCACUAUCAGCGCGCUGUCCACGUCGAUGGAAGAGGACUUCAUCAAGUACAUGGAUGCCUUCUCACCGUUCCUGAACAACGCCCUUAGCAACCAGGAGGAACCCAGUCUCUGCUCCAUGGCUAUUGGCCUCGUGAGCGAUAUCACUCGCUCCAUGGGCGAGCGCAGCCAACCCUACUGCGACAACUUCAUGAACCAUCUGCUCAACAACUUGAGGAGCCCGACGCUUUCCAACCAGUUCAAGCCUGCUAUUCUGCAGUGCUUCGGCGACAUUGCUGGCGCCAUUGCCGGCCACUUUGAGACCUACCUGUCCGUCGUGGCACAGGUUCUGGAGCAGGCGUCCACGGUCACCGCCGCCCCUGAGGGCCCGUACGAGAUGUUUGACUAUGUCGUCUCACUGCGAGAGGGCAUCAUGGAUGCUUGGGGUGGCAUUAUUGGUGCCAUGAAGGCCAGCGGCAAGACCCAAGUCCUCCAGCCAUACGUCCCCACCAUUUUCAGCCUUCUCAACAGCAUUGCCAGCGACAUGAACCGCAGCGAGGCCCUGAUGCGCGCAUCCAUGGGCGUCAUCGGUGACCUGGCUGAGGCCUAUCCCAAUGGCGAACUCAUCGACGCCUUCCGUCAGGACUGGCUGACUGCCAUGAUCAAGGAGACCAAGACGAACCGCGAGUUCCAGUCUCGGACGAUUGAGACGGCCCGAUGGGCUCGCGAGCAGGUUAAGCGCCAGGUCGGCGGCGCACAGGCCGUCAUGGCUCAGACCUGA